AUGGCCUCGCUCUCUCUCAACGCAUCCGCAUAUACGCCCUCGUGGCUACAGAAAUCGGCCCCAGCUGGCCCAUCCGGCACAGGGGUAUCCGGGCCGCCCUCCUCUAAGGUGGCUGUAGCCGGCACCACUGCGAACCAUGCACUACACGAGACCUCAGCGCCGGCGAAGCGGAAUGUAUUUAGUGUAAGCAACACGGCGUUGUCCACGAAGCCGAUCCCAGCGCCGCUGUAUGCGAGCAACCACACCCCUACGACUAGUCACCUCGCCUCCAGCGUGGCGCCUCCGUCCUCGCCGCCGAACCUGACAGGGGGCAGCCCAAGCCUGUCGAAGCGUGUGCCCACCCGCAUGAGCCCGGCGAUCGUCCCGAUCACCAUCCGCCACAUGAACCCGAAUGCGGACGAAUUCGUACCUGGAAACGGCGCCCGCACGGAUGACGCCCAUGGCACCGCGGGGUUAAACAUCCUGCCGAUCUCCACUGCCGACCUGGAGGCGGAGAAGCGGCAUCAGGGCGGCGCCCAGGCGCCCGCCCCCACAGCUGUCCGGACACCCGCAGGGAAGCCGGCGCAGCUGCGUCACGGCGCGAAUGUUUCCCCCCUGAUCGCCCCAGUCUCGCUCAACCUUAAGAACGAGGAGAUCCUGGCGAUUAGCAAGUCCAGCGCGUUGAAGGUCGAGGCGGCAGCGUACGUACCGCGGCGCACCAUGACGCGUGUCGUCCUGAGCAAGCCGUCGCCGCUUGUGCUGGCGGCAGAUCCUGCUAAGGCGAACAUAGAGAUGAUGCUCGACGACGUGUGGUCGCUCUUCUACCUCCCCGCGUGGGGGGAGAACAUCAAGGAAGAGAACUACAACCCGACCCUGGUCUUUCGCAUUGAGAGCAUUCCUACCUUCUGGAGGGUCUUCAACAAUGUCCCUCAGCCAACGGAGAUGUCUGUAGGCACGGUGUACCUCUUCCGAGAUGGUAUUGAUCCGAAAUGGGAGGACCCUGCGAAUCGCAACGGUGGAAUCCUCAAGAUGAAAGUUAGCUCCAAUCGCGUUAAUGAAGCGUGGGAGCUUCUGCUUUGCCGCACCAUUGGCGACUCCUGGAACCCUGUGGUGCGUGCUCAAAUCAACGGAAUCGCUCUCAAAGUGCGGGAACGAGGAUAUAUCUUAGAGAUUUGGGUAACAAAGCAAACACCGGAGCUCACACGCGAUCUAGCCGAAUUGUGGGGGAAUCUGAUGGAGGGGGCCUUUGCGACCACCUAUUACCCACAUGAGGCGAUGCAAAACAAGGCCCAGGCUGAUAAAAAGAGACAAUGGAAAAAGUACUAG
This is a messenger RNA of Phytomonas sp. EM1, 1305 nucleotides long. The record is from the annotation of a GenBank genome assembly. NCBI's taxonomy places the organism in Eukaryota, Euglenozoa, Kinetoplastea, Trypanosomatida, Trypanosomatidae.